Metopolophium dirhodum (rose-grain aphid) is the source of this 1550-nucleotide messenger RNA. Its product is annotated as tigger transposable element-derived protein 6-like. Gene Ontology annotation, cellular component: nucleus. The record is from RefSeq and is a predicted model, not a curated record. The coding region runs from base 106 to 639 and encodes 177 amino acids. Gene Ontology annotation, molecular function: DNA binding. Lineage: Eukaryota; Metazoa; Arthropoda; Insecta; Hemiptera; Aphididae. The transcript has a single exon.
AUGGAUUACUUAUUAAUAAUAAACAUUAUUCUUACAAAUUCUGGUGUUUUCAAGUUACAAAAUUACAAAUAACGUCAGUUGUGUGAACUGUGAAGACGUUCCACCAUGACGCGUCAUCAGUUUACGUUGGACGAAAAAAUCGGAAUAAUCGGGCGUUUAGAAAAUGGUGAGAAAAACAGCGUAAUCUCAAAAGAAUUUGGUACCUCUUCGUCGACAAUUUCAACCAUAUGGAAGAAUCGGGAUACGUUGAAAACUAUGUUUCAAACCACGUCACUUAAAGCAAAACGACUGCGCACUGCACAGCAUAAGAACCUCGAAGAAGCUGUACUAGUAUGGUUCAAACAACAACGGUUAUUGAAUGUGCCUCUAAGUGAUCCUAUUUUGCAAGCAAAAACUGACCAACUGGCUGAAAAAAUGAAAAUAGAUAAUUUCAAAUGCUCUACAUCUUGGAUUCAGCGUUUCCGACAGCGGCACAACAAAAUUGGUUUAGGAAAGAUCUCAGGUGAGUCAUCUGCAGUUAAUACUGAUAUCUGUUCUAAUUGGCUGGCUAACGUUUGGUCAUCCCUUCGAGCCGGUUACUGUGAUGAUGACAUUUAUAAUGCCGAUGAAGCAGGCCUUUUUUUUCAAAUUAACUCCUGAUAAAACUCUUCGCUUCAAGGGGGAAAAAUGCUCGAGUGGAAAAUUAUCCAAAGAUAGAAUAACAGUUUUAGUGGCAGCCAACAUGACCGGAACUGAUAAAAGAAAACUCUUUGUUAUUGGAAAGUCGAAAAGCCCUCGGUGUUUUAAAGGAGUUUCAUCACUUCCAGUAUUUUAUGAAAAUAACACCAAAGCUUGGAUGACCUCGGCAAUUUUUGAAAAAACUCUUAAUUAUUGGGAUGAUGAGUUACGCCGUAAGAAAAAAAAAAUUCUACUGUUAGUGGACAACUGUCCAGCACACCCAUCAUUGCAUUUGGAAUUUAUUAAACUCGUAUUUAUGCCCGCCAACACUACUGCUGUACCUACUUCAACCGAUGGUCCAGGGCGUUAUAAGGAACAUUAAAGCUCAUUACUGGCAUCAGUUGGUACUGAAAAUGAUUGAGGAUAUUGAGAAUCAAAUAGAAUCAAAAACAAUUGUUUUGGAUGCCAUAAUAAUGCUGGAUAAAGCUUGGCGUAAUGUAACAUCGACGGAGAUUGCUAAUUGCUUUCGGCAUGCAGGUUUUUGUGACGUUUCGACCGAUACUGCACAGCAACAAGCAGACAGUGGAUCGAUUAAUGACAUCGAUGAGGACUACGUACGGAUUGAUGACGACCUCAUAACGUCAGAAGUUCAAACGGAUGAAGAUAUAGUCAACAACGUCAUAGCCAGCCAACAAGUUGAGCCAGAUAAUGAUACUGAUAUCGAUGAGCUUGCUGAUGAGCUUGAAACUGUGCCGUCAAUAUCCGAAGCUCGUGCUGCAUUGAGGACACUAGAAAGAUUUUAUUACACAAAAUAUGAAGGUACAGAUGCUGAAAGAAAAGCGUUGUCUUUAUUAGAAACAUCGAUCAACACUAAAUACACGAAGCAAAGUUCG